AUGGCCGCAAUCGAUAUGGAAACCUUCAAGAUGCUGAUGAUGGGCUGCCUGCAGCCGACCACCACCCGUCUCGAUUUGUUCACUGGCCAGUUCCAGACCCGGAUGAGCGAAGUCCAGCGCAUGGACCAAAGGCUGAGCGAGCGGAUGGACCAGUUCGGCAAGCACGUCGCAGACAUGAAGACCGACCUGGACCGUCAGCCCGCCAAGCUCGCCGCGCUUGAGAUGGCGGUGGCCAUUGACGACAAGGAGAAAGUGGAGCACACUUUCGAGCUGUUCGACAGAAGACCUCCAUUGCCACUCUUGAGGCUGAGCUGA
This is a messenger RNA of Prorocentrum cordatum, 315 nucleotides long. The record is from the annotation of a GenBank genome assembly. NCBI's taxonomy places the organism in Eukaryota, Dinophyceae, Prorocentrales, Prorocentraceae.